Molecule: messenger RNA, 840 nt
Organism: Phytophthora sojae
Lineage: Eukaryota; Oomycota; Peronosporomycetes; Peronosporales; Peronosporaceae
Exons: 3
Coding region: 1-840 (279 amino acids)
Molecular function (GO): protein binding
Source: RefSeq, a predicted model, not a curated record
AUGGCAACAGCGGACGAUAUCAAGGUGGAAGGCAUCACUACUUUCAACACGUCUGCAACUCCUUCCUUCCGUUAUGUCAUCGAGUUAAAGGAUGAGAAACUGAGCGUGUCGAUGGAGGACCGCUCCAGCAAGAAGCAGUGGUACACGGGAGAAAUGGAAAAGAGCGCUUACAUCACUGCAAACAACUCGAUUACGGAUGCAUCAACCACCGACUACGUUAAACUCUUCCGUGACGCCCUGGAUUCCGAUCUGAAUUCGUCGGGCCAAGUGCAGCGGAAGCUGACGACACUAAAUGGCGGGGCAGCUCGACUGGAAUUCGCUCUGAGCGUCCGUGUCCUCCGCUCAGUGUGGCUCGCAGAGUACAAGUUCGACCUCGAGCCUGUGUCGGUGGAGCGAAUCGACGUCUUGGAAUCCAAACUGCGCGAUCAGGAGGAAAAGCUGGAAAAGCUGCAAGCAGAUCGAGCAUUAUCCGGGCAAAACGCCGCGUUCAUUCACCUUGUGGCCACUACGAAAGGUGACAGGUCGAGGCUUCGGUGGAGCAAGUUCGAGUCUGAAGAUUUCAGCGUGAACGGCGAAGACGGAGUCGUGAAGGUGUUGCAGCCUGGCAUCUACAGCAUUGGAGCUGUGGUGACCUCGGCGCCGGAACUCAGUUGCAGUGUGCAGCUGAUGAAGAAUGGCACGAGUCUGCAAGUGGCGUACUCGGGCUUUUCCAAGGGCUACUCUUGUUCGAUACCGCUGAACUCGGUCACGCAUUUGGAGAUGAACGACGAACUGAUAGUCACGUGCAGUAGCAAGCCUUCUAGCAUGUCGUAUCUGUCUGUAGUGCGACUGAGUAACUGA